CCGUUUUACCUUUUUCCCUUUCUUCUUUUCUACUAUUGCGCCAUGCUUGCCCCACCUGCUCAUCAUGGUAUGACCGUUUUGAAUAGAGAAGCAUUUAAAACUUCUAUCAAGACUUUGGCCCUUCGUGUUCCCUUGAAGAAAAUCAAACUGGUACAAAAAACUUUAUCAAAUGAUAUCCUUGGAUUGCCUAGAUUACCUAGUGUUGUACGCGACCCUGAAUUCAAUGAAACACGACUUUUACUUUUACGUGACGACUUGAAAGAUGUAAAUGAACUCCCUUCAGAAAGCAAGAAAUUCAUCGAUAACGAGGAACUCAAAGUUGUCACUCAUAAUAUUGAUUUGGAUUAUUCUUAUUGGACAACAGAACAAAUCUUACAUUCCGUGAUACCUGAUACAGUGAAAGAAAUUCCUUCAGCUUAUACUCAAGUUGGUCAUAUUGCUCACAUGAAUCUUCGUGAAGAAUUGUAUCCUUGGAAGCAUCUUAUUGGUCAAGUCUUUUUGGAUAAAAAUAAAAACAUUACCAGUGUAGUCAAUAAAAUCAACAGUAUCGAUACCACGUUCCGAUUCUUCAAGAUGGAAGUCUUGGCUGGUGACUCUAACAUGAUUGCUGAAGUGAAAGAAAGUGGAUGCCGUUUCAAGUUCGACUUUUCCAAAGUUUAUUGGAACUCAAGGUUACACACGGAACAUGAUCGCUUGGUCAAAUCAUUCAAAAAGGAUGAACUUGUGUGUGAUGUAUUUGCUGGUGUAGGCCCAUUUGCUGUUCCUGCUGCUAAAAAUGGUGUGACUGUAUAUGCAAAUGAUCUUAAUCCUGAAUCUUUCCGUUGGUUAAAAGAAAAUAAGACGCACAACAAGAUCCCUGAAAGUCGACUGAAAACAUACAAUAUGGACGGCCGUGAUUUUAUACGACAAGCAGUGAAGGAUUUAGCAAAAGUAAACGAAGGUAAAUGGAAAACAUUUGAUCAUUUUGUGAUGAAUUUGCCGGAAACUGCUAUCGACUUUUUGGAUGCUUUCCGUGGAUUAUAUCAAGAUCAAAAGGCACUAUACGAUUCUCUGGAUCCUUCUCCCAAACUUCCAACUGUCCAUUGUCAUUGUUUUACAAGAAGUGAUGAUCCUGCUCAAGAUAUUGCAAAGAGAGUGGAACAAGUCAUUGUAUCACCUUAUGAUGCUUCAAAAAGCAAUUUACAUUGGGUUCGAAAUGUUGCGCCAAAGAAGGAUAUGUAUUGUAUCUCCUUCCCAUUAACAGCAGAAAUGAUAUUUACAAAAAGUAAUGGAAAACGAAAACAAGAUCAAGUCGACGCAUUUGUAUCGCCAGAACCAUCCAAGAAAAAGUCAACCAAUUAGUUUAGAAUGAUAUAUCCGCACAUCUCCCUUGUAUAGAUACAUUAAUAAAAAGAAAAAAAGUACAUUAUUACCUCAUCCUCUUCCAUACUAUCUGUAAUACUCAAAAGAUAACAUGAUAUGUGAAAUGCUACUAUAGUAAUAAAAAUGAAAAAUUCAUCCUGU
Messenger RNA from Halteromyces radiatus, 1503 nucleotides. RefSeq names its product guanine(37)-N1-methyltransferase. Lineage: Eukaryota; Fungi; Mucoromycota; Mucoromycetes; Mucorales; Cunninghamellaceae. The transcript has 11 exons. Gene Ontology annotation, cellular component: cytoplasm; mitochondrial matrix. The record is from RefSeq and is a predicted model, not a curated record. Bases 43 to 1341 code for a protein of 432 amino acids. Gene Ontology annotation, biological process: mitochondrial tRNA methylation; tRNA N1-guanine methylation.